This is a messenger RNA of Alternaria incomplexa, 984 nucleotides long. RefSeq lists its product as uncharacterized. The record is from RefSeq and is a predicted model, not a curated record. The transcript has a single exon. Bases 1 to 984 code for a protein of 327 amino acids. Lineage: Eukaryota; Fungi; Ascomycota; Dothideomycetes; Pleosporales; Pleosporaceae. Gene Ontology annotation, molecular function: 4-hydroxy-tetrahydrodipicolinate synthase activity.
AUGACAUCAAACGGAAACGGGGCCAAUGGCCACUCCAAAGAGCGUACUCCUCUUCGGCCAGGCAUUUACUCGCCCACGAUGACGUUCUUUGACCCCGAGACCGAGGAGCUAGAUAUCCCUACCAUCAAGAAGCACGCAGUACGACUUGCCGAGGCUGGCCUUGUUGGUCUCGUCACAAUGGGAUCCAACGGAGAGGCUGUCCAUCUGUCACGGGCUGAGAAGACCGCUGUCACGCGAGCAACCCGUGAGGCCCUCGACGAGGCUGGCUAUCAAAACGUCCCGGUCAUUGUCGGUGCUUCUGAACACGGCAUAAAGCUUACCAUUGAGCUCUGCAAAGAAGCAGAGGCGGCGGGUGGCGAGUACGUUCUUACUGUCCCUCCCAGCUAUUACCGCUAUGCCAUCGACGAAGACGCCAUUUACGAGUACUUUACCAAAGUCGCAGACGGCUCACCACUCCCAAUCAUUCUAUACAACUACCCAGGAGCUGUUGCCGGCAUCGAUAUGGACAGCGACCUCAUCAUCAAGCUUGGAAAGCACCCAAACAUUGUUGGUACCAAGUUCACAUGCGGUAACACUGGCAAACUCACGCGUGUCGCCCUUGCUACCAACGCCUGCACAAUGAAGAGCGAAGGUAGUGGCUACAUGGCCUUUGGAGGCAUGGCCGACUUCACAGCUCAGACUGCUGCUAGUGGCGGAUCGGGAAUCAUCGCUGGUGGUGCGAACGUCCUGCCGAAGACAUGCGUCAAGGUCUGGAACCUAUGGGCAGAAGGCAAAUACGACGAAGCCAUUGAACUUCAGAAGGUACUCAGCAAAGGCGAUUGGGUUCUCACAAAAGCAGCUAUUCCUGGAACCAAGUCAGCACUCCAGUCGUAUUACGGCUACGGCGGAUACCCCCGCCGGCCACUCAAGAGGCUUCCGCAAGAGAAAGUCGAUGCAGUUGCAGAGGGCAUCAAGGAAGUUAUGGAGGUGGAGAAGAAGUUAUAG